Colius striatus (speckled mousebird) is the source of this 2658-nucleotide messenger RNA. It is a transcript of the gene SCO1, whose product is annotated as protein SCO1 homolog, mitochondrial. The record is from RefSeq and is a predicted model, not a curated record. Gene Ontology annotation, biological process: mitochondrial respiratory chain complex IV assembly. Bases 122 to 688 code for a protein of 188 amino acids. The transcript has 6 exons. NCBI's taxonomy places the organism in Eukaryota, Metazoa, Chordata, Aves, Coliiformes, Coliidae.
CCGCCCCCUCUCCCGCCUGCCCCCGGGCAGCGGCCCGCGGGCGGGAGCGCAGCGGAGGCAGCUGGUGUCGUGGCGGUCGCUGGCGGCCACCUUCGUGCUGUGCGGGGGGCUGCUGGUCGCUAUGAAGAAGGUGAAGCGGUGGAAGGAGGAGGAGCUGGAGAAGGAACGAAACCGAGGCAUUGGGAAACCACUGCUAGGAGGGCCCUUCUCGCUCGUCAGCCAUGAGGGACAGCCCAAGAGCAGCAAGGACUACAUUGGCCAGUGGGUGCUGAUCUACUUUGGCUUCACUCACUGCCCUGACAUCUGUCCUGAUGAACUGGAGAAAAUGAUUCAAGUGGUAGAGGAAAUUGAUGGAAUUCCAUCUUUGCCUAAUCUGACCCCACUCUUCAUCACCAUUGAUCCUGAGAGGGACAACGAGGAAGCCAUUGCCAAAUAUGUUAAAGAAUUUUCUCCAAAGCUGGUUGGAUUGACUGGUACCAAGGCACAGAUUGACCAAGUGGCCAAAGCUUACCGUGUGUACUUCAGUGAAGGUCCCAAAGAUGAAGACAAUGAUUAUAUAGUGGAUCACACAAUAAUCAUGUACCUCGUUGGGCCAGAUGGUGACUUCGUGGAUUAUUAUGGACAGAAUAAGAGGAGCAGCGAGAUUUCUGCUUCUAUUGCUGCCCACAUGAGAAAAUACAGAUCCUAAACCACAAGGUCUUCAAAGAUUGAUGUGAACAUCACCUGUUGGUUUGGUUGUAAUUGGGCAUUGGAGUUAAGAGCAGAAGCAUCCAAGUGUAAUGUCCUGCCACCACAUGCCUUCUUUUUUUUCCAAAUAUAAAAGGAACCAUACUUCUGUAAAACACCAUUGUCAAAAGUCUCUGUAGACCCUUCACCAUGGAUAUUAUUUGCAGCAAGAUCUGCAGAAUGAAAUUUGGGACUUUUGCUCCCAAUUGUUGUUGGGAGCAAAAAAUGGAAAAUGUUUUUCAUUUGGGAAGGACAUAUGUAUCACUGGUAACAUGAAUUGGUAUCUCUUGGCAGGACAUCAGUGAAGGACAGUCACUGCAGGAGGAUGAGUACUUGAUGAAAAGCCAUAUGGGCCAUGGCAUUCUCAGGGGACACCUCCCCUCUUUUUUUCUGCGCUGUUUUUUGCCUCUGAGAGAGGCAGUUACAGAAUUAGAGGCAGGAGAACGCUUCUUUAUCAAAGACAGAAAGGUGAAGAGCGCUGAAAACAUGGACAGCUUCCACAUGUGGGACCAGCUCUGUAGUGGGUGUGAUCUCUUCUUCAUUUGAAUGCAGAAAUGAAAUGGUUUUCUCUUGGUGAUUUUUCCAGGUGAACUCUGUUAACUUGAAAUGAGUAAUGGCUUAAAAAUAGUUUUUUCUUCUGAUAUAAAUGGUUUUAUGCAUGGCUGGCCUGAUUGUGGCAUGCUGCACAGUGACGAGGGUAAAAAGGGUAUGUGUCUGUGCUGUCAAUUAGAUAUAUUUUAUGCAGUGCAGCACUUGACAAUAAAGAUUGUUUUGGGUAAGCAAAGUAUGGGGUUUUUUCCUUUGUUAGAUGUCAUUGGAAAGUCAUCAGAACUUUGUGUGCUGGUCAGUCUUUGUAUUCUUUCUCUGUUUUCUCUUCUGGAAAGUAGUGUUUAUCUAUAGUAGUGCAAACCAUAAGCUGAAUGCAUUUCUUUAAGGUAGCUGAAGCCCAGAGAAUGGCCUACAGGAGACAAAACAGAAGAGCUCUUGUUGCAAGUCCCAGUGUGUUUCUAACUGAGCAUAAGAGUUCCUGGGUGUGGGGUCAGAAGAGAAUUUCUGCAGGAAGCUGCAGUAUCUAUGGUAAAUUUCCAUCUUUACAAAAUCCUGAAGAACAGUCAGCCUUUUGCAGGGCAGUUAAGAAACAUGAUAAAGCAGCAUAAGGUAUUCAGCAGCAUGAUGGUGACUUCCUGAGGGUGUUGGUGAGAUUACUGUGAUGGAGCAUGGCUGAGACUUCACACUUCUGAGACAGUUCUGGCAAGAAAGGAUUCCUGAAGUUCCAAGGUACUGUUUUAUUUUUUUCCAGCUCAAAUGCUGGGUAGUUUAAAGAAGUUUUUUUUAGUUUUAAAGGAUCAGCAAGACAUUAUUUUGUAUCAGUUUACAGUGGGAGUUCUUUAAAAAGUGUCUGAGUAGCAUCAAACUCAACAGCUGAAAGGGAAAGGUUUUUUUUCCUCCUUGUCCUGCCUGAUUGAUUACAGGAGGCACCAGGACUGGCUUCCAAAGGAAAUGUCACACUUUCAGUCUUCUAUCAAUUAGAGGCUGUGUCAAAUCCAAGGUGUUAUUGAUAACACUAGUGUCUGUGAGAAGUGACACCCUUACAAUAAUGAUUUCAUUCUCCCAGAGCAGUUGGAAGUGUCUGUUAUUUCUAAAGAGACUUUCCUCACCUUUUUCCCCACAAUCCUGGAGGUACUUUAUUUUGAAGUCUUUCCUUUUGGCACCUAUGAUUAGCUCUGUGUUUCUUUGUACACUAGUUCAUUUUGAAACAAGACAGGCCAUGGCUUGACCUGCUGGUGACAGCCCUGUGGGAAACUGGAGCUGAGACCUCUGGAGCUCCCUUCCAACCAGCACUCCCUGAUACUAUGAAAGUUUUCUUGUUGAGUCCAACCAAAACAAUUGUAUGUGAUUGUAUGAAGCAAUGAUAAGUAAAAAUAAAACAAA